Lotus japonicus is the source of this 1132-nucleotide messenger RNA. RefSeq names its product protein LOL1. The transcript has 7 exons. The record is from RefSeq and is a predicted model, not a curated record. Lineage: Eukaryota; Viridiplantae; Streptophyta; Magnoliopsida; Fabales; Fabaceae. The coding region runs from base 326 to 886 and encodes 186 amino acids.
UCUCUCCACUUCAUCAAUGGCAAGUUGCCAGAGUAUGACAUUACAACAUUACUCAAUUAAAUAAAUACAACUGGCCAAGGUUCCAUAACUCUUCAUUACUUCAUAUCAUUCAUUAUUCAUAAGCUUCUGAAUUCCUUCCCCUUCAGCUUCAUGCAUAGCUUUUUAUUUCUAAGGGGAAGCUUGUCAUUUGACUCUUACUUUAUCUGGUUCACUAUUUGAUUUGCUGGCACCCCUCUGCUUCACAGGAGCUGAGAAAAUGGGAGGAAGUGUUUUGUUCUCUGUGUAGAAUUUGGCAGAGAAAUAUUACACUUUUUAGUCUUUAAUAAUGCCAGUUCCACUUGCCCCCUACCCUACUCCACCAGCUCCAUACACACCACCAACAAACGAAAAACACAAUUUCACUUUCCUGUUAGCUAAAGGGAGAAAUGGUGGACUAUAUAUGAAGAUAUUCUCAGUGAAAUUUCUCUGCGACUCUGAUUUGGGUGGAAUGUGUGGAUUUGAGAUAGCUGGUGCACAGAGUCAACUUGUGUGUUCUGGGUGUAGAAACCUUCUAGUCUAUCCAGUUGGAGCCACCUCUGUGUGCUGUGCAGUUUGCAAUGCAGUCACAUCAGUGCCACCUCCUGGCACAGAAAUGGCCCAGUUAGUUUGUGGAGGUUGCCACACUUUACUCAUGUACAUCCGGGGAGCUACAAGUGUGCAAUGCUCUUGUUGCCACACGGUCAAUCUAGCUUUGGAAGCAAAUCAGGUAGCACAUGUCAAUUGUGGGAACUGCAGAAUGCUCCUCAUGUACCAAUAUGGAGCAAGAUCCGUAAAAUGUGCAGUUUGCAAUUUUGUAACCUCAGUUGGGACCUCAGCAAGCACCACUGAACAGAAGUUCAGUACCUAAAACAUACUACAUAGCAAGAUCAUUACAGACUCUACAACCUUGAUUUUGCUAGUUACCAUAUGUUCCUUAAGGAAUAAGGAGUGCAAAUCAGAUUGGAGAGGAAUGAAUCUCUCUUCACAUGUAUAGAGUUACUUUUUUCCCCUUGCGUGAUUGUAUUAAAUAUUUUGUUAGAUUGGGUGUUUGAAUAACAUUUUAUGAUGAUAAGAUUCCUGAUUGAGUGCUAUGAAAAUCCACAUUUAUGAGUAA